Messenger RNA from Arabidopsis thaliana (thale cress), 1167 nucleotides. RefSeq names its product F-box and associated interaction domains-containing protein. The record is from RefSeq and is marked reviewed. NCBI's taxonomy places the organism in Eukaryota, Viridiplantae, Streptophyta, Magnoliopsida, Brassicales, Brassicaceae. The coding region runs from base 1 to 1167 and encodes 388 amino acids. The transcript has a single exon.
AUGACGACAAUUUCCGAUCUACCAUAUGAUUUGGUAAAAGAGAUAUUUUCUUGGGUUCCAUUUACAUCUCUUAGAGCAGUGCGAUCUACUUGUAAAACGUGGAACGCUUUAUCGAAAAAUCAGAUCUUUGGUAAAAAAUCAGUAGCAAGGAAUCAGUUUCUAGAGUUAAUGAUUCUAGAUUCUAGGGUUUGUUCCUUGAGAUUCGAUCUCCAAAAAAUCCGUAACGAAGACGAAGAAGACUUGGUUGAUCCAUCUAUGAAACAAAUAAGCAUACCUAAUAAUGAUGAUCAAGUCGAGAUAUCUCGAGUCUAUCACUGCGAUGGCUUAUUGUUAUGCAUCCCCAAAGAUAACUCGAGUCUUAUGUUAUGGAAUCCGUAUUUGGGGCAAACCAAACGGAUUCGACCCAAAAACACAUUCCACAGAGAUGACAGCUUUGCUCUGGGAUACAACAACCGUAACCACAAAAUCUUGAGGUUGAACGAGGAAAACGAAAGUCAUAUUGAUGUCUACGAUUUUAGCUCUGAUUCAUGGAGGACGGUUCCUGAUGAUAAUCCCUAUAGGGAUGAACUCAUUUAUCAAAGUGGCGUGUCUUUGAAGGGAAAUGCUUACUUUUUCGAUCGAGAGGUAACGACAGAGGCAGAAGUGGGGACAGAAGACUUGUUGAUAACAGGCAUUGAAGAUUAUUUACGCUGUUUUGAUUUCACAACCGAGAGAUUUGGACCGCGUUUGCCUCUUCCGUUUAUCCUUCCCUCUCCUAGUUUUGAAUAUUUGGCUCUAUCUUGGGCUAGAGAUGAUAAGCUCGCUGUGUUAUAUAGCCACUACGACACAUUUGACAUCAUAGAGAUUUGGAUUUCGACUAAGAUUGAGCCCAAUGCGGUUUCGUGGAGCACUUUUUUGAAAGUGGAUAUGUCACUAAUCAAUGGUUUAACGGAUGAUUUUUUGAUUAGAUUUGAACCUAAAAGCUUUUUUAUCGACGAGGAGAAGAAAGUCGCUGUACUUUUUGAUACUAAAGUGACAGAGACCUGUCGCUACCAAAUGGCUUACAUCGUUGGAGAUGAUGGAUACUUCAAAUCUGUCAACAUUGGAGUAAUCUCGAAUUCCCAUUGGAUAGGAGGCGAACUUGUGCGCUCUUCUUAUGUUCCAAGUUUAUUGCAACUGCAAGUUUAG